GUAGAGAUAAUCUGAAUAAUUUUAAAGUGAAUUGAAUAAACGAUACAAGGAUCGUUUAAUCGAUCUCUGGGAAUGAAGAAUAGGGUAUAUCCGUGGGUGCAUCUAUCUAUCGAUUGGUAAAGAUCUCUGUUUUCCCUUCCCUCCUCGGUCUGCUAGGCGGAAGUACGCGCGGUGUUGACAAGAUGGCGGGUGGUCCGAUCUCUGUCUCGGUAUUAGACUUGGUAAAAAACGGGAAUGAAAAAUGCCGCGGAAAGUGAGAGAAAGAGCGACGCGUGCGGCUGGCAGAUAAAUAAAUAAGGGAAAAUCUUUUGUCCCUAGAAUUCUAGCGCGUCUCGAUUUUACGUCAUAUAAAUGAACCGCACAUUACACGUAGGGAAGGCACCAGAGACCGGGGUAAUAGUUACGUUGUGAUUUUCGGCUGCUGCGAGGCCAGCAGCACCAGCAGUAGCAGCAGCACCCGCGAACGCCGCGACAACGACGCUAUGGCGUCCAUCGGUGUGUCAUUAUUAUUUUUUUUUUUUCACUUUUAAUUAGUGCUACCAAUUAACAUUUUUGCUCUGUCUAUGAUGUUCUGAAGUCGUCGGCGGUAUUUCACGCCCGCAGUUCGCCCACCAAUAGACAAUAUUCGGUCAUCCCGCAGUGGAUAAUCGCGGUUAACGGACCCAAGUCGGUACUUUUUCACCGUCCUCACACGUCCGGUCCUCUUCUUUCCUCAUCUGACAGCUGAACGCCUCAAGCCUGAUAUUUCCUCAUCUCGGACAGCGCGACACCGUCCCUCUGUCUUUUUCCCCAAAUUUCAGCCUACCCCUUUACCCUUUCCAUCUGCAAAAUGAUUUAAAGGGGCGAAAGUGAUUUUUAAACACGAGUCAUGGAUGAGGAUCCCGCUACCAACAUGUCAAACUCUGACAUGGACAGCUUUCUGACGAGGAUUGGGGAUGUCACCAUAGAGCGUGUUAAUCCAGAACGGAGCUCCAAGGAGUCAGCUGAGCAGUCGGACCCGUCGGGUCUACCACCUGGCUCCAAUUCUCCCGCCAAUGUAACCGGCAAUGAUGAAAGCUCAGAGGAUUCUGAAGCCGAAUCGUUUGACAGGGAACGAGAGAAGGGACAAGACCGUUUCCCUGAUGAGGAAAUUGAGAGGAUUCACUCGGAGGGAUCUGGCGAUGACAUGGAUCUUGACGAAACUAUUGACAGUCAGAUUGGCGUCAGACUUGACCAUGAAAAGCAGCAAACUUUGUUGGAAGAUGAAGAAGAUAUUGAAGGGGUCAACAUUUUGGAUAGCUUGCCGUUGGAAGGCGCACCCAUCGAGGGACAAGAAGUGACAGAGGCAGAUCUGCUUGGAAAAUCUGUGUCCAAGGAGAUGGACGAAGCAGAAUGUGAUGAAGAUGAAAUUGAAAAGAUGGAUGACAAUGUUGAUGACGAAGAUGCCGAAGGGGAGGGGAACAAAAGACUGUGCGAUCCAGAGAACCCUGACUCGAGUAAGAAGAAGCAAAAGAAGGGUGACCAGAGUGACAGUUCAGGCCCAGAGUGCGAGACAAAAGUUGAGAAGAAAAUAUCAAAUAUGAGACGAAACAUUCGAGAAGUAAUGGAUGAGAAUCAAUUGGACGAAGCUACUCUAGCUGCACAGCGACAAGAAAUGGAGCGUCUUCGACGAGUACAAGAACAACAGAGAAUCAUUCGUGAAGUGCAGAGACAGAUUGCUAUCAACAGACAAAACAGUAAAACUCAAACUCGUGUGAUUAGUCUUCUUCAAGGGAAACAGAGCCAAAGUGGAACCACGAUAUCGCCAUCGUCAUCAUCCCAAGUACGAUUGCCUAACACCGUUCUACUGAAAUUAAAUUCUGGUUCUGGGUCGGGGUCUGGGUCUGGGUCAGCGUCAGGACCUGGAACAGGACAAGGUACUCAUAGCAGCUCUGCGGCUCAAGCUGCUCAGCAACAGCAAAGAAAAGCACUGGAAGCAGCUCGCUGGCAGAAAGGAAGAAGCACUCUGCCUGGAGUUCAGACAUCUAUAUCUAGAGUUCCGAAUCGUUCUGGAAAUACCAAUCUUCUUCAACAAAGAAUUCGGAUGAUGACACCAUCUGUGAGCAUCUCACCAGUUGUCCCUAAGAAGGAACCAGUCGAUAAUAGAUCAGAGUACUACUCGGAGUCUGAAGUCUCUGACAUAGAGGCUGACGAAGCGCUGCGCGAGAAGCAGAUGCACACAUUGAGGAAGGUGUCUGGGAUGCCCAGGGUGCAAAAACCGGCAAAGGGUAAAGAUGUUGUGACGAUAUCAAGCUCGAGCGAGAGUUCGGAUGACGACUGCAUUGUGUUGAGUGAUCCAAGUGGUGGAGAGGAAACAGAUAAUGAAGAUGACCCAUCCAAUUCGGGUAUGCAUACCAAUGACCGCUACAACGUCCCUGACGAGCACGGUCGAGUCCUGGUCAACGUCGGUCACCCAGAAACAGAGCCGGAUGUUUUUCUGGCCCCGCAAGUAGCACGUAUUAUAAAACCCCACCAGAUAGGUGGGAUUCGUUUUCUCUAUGACAACAUUGUCGAGAGCAUUGAGAGGUACAAGACUAGUUCCGGGUUCGGUUGCAUCCUUGCGCACAGUAUGGGUCUGGGAAAAACGUUGCAGGUCGCAAGUUUUUGCGACGUAUUCUUCAGAUGCACGACAGCCAAAACUGUUCUGUGCAUCAUGCCAAUUAAUACCUUGCAGAAUUGGCUAGCCGAAUUCAACAUGUGGCUUCCAUACGAAGCAAAUGUUCCACCACAUAAUCAGACCAUCCCUAAAUCCGAGUCACAACCAGACGUCAAGCAGGAAAUAAAAGAGGAAAAUGGAGCGCACAGCGACGCGUCGCGACUUCCGAUGCAGUCAAAUCCUGAAUUUGCACCAAGAAUGCCCCAAGACAGUACCUGCAACCAGCCUAUUAUCGAUAGUACAACUCCUCAUCAAGGCUACGAUCCAUUAAGCUCGCUACAAUGUAGAGUCCAAGAGAACAUCCACAAGGACCCUACUGGUGACCAAAACUUUCAUUACCGCAACGAAAUGCCCAUGAAUAUGAUGUACGGAAACCAUCCUACUGCGGUACCUACCUUUGAUCGUGAUCCGGCCAAAUCUGAGCUGGAUUAUUCCGGCUUGUCGAAGCCUGCAGCUUCUCCAGGGCCGAUGUACCCAGGCAGCUACUCCUGUAACAUGAUGGGAGUAGAUCGGGAAAUAAAGCAGGAAUUUGCCCCAACCACAGAGUCAGUGAUUAAGACUGAUGGCAGUGGAACAACGGAGGGCACUGAUGGAGUGAAGAAGGAGGAAAAUGGUGGGACACUUGGUGCGGCUAAGGAAGUGCCUGCUGCAGGGGCGACGGAAAAGAAGGAAGUGGAAACAGUUAAAACGCCAUACAGUGUGGAUUCACCUAUUGGUCAGGAGCUGCGUCCACGCCAUUUUCAGCUUCACAUUUUGAAUGACUCUCAUAAAAGCAUGGCCGCUAGAGCGCGUGUUAUUCAAGACUGGCAAAAGAAAGGAGGUGUCCUUCUAAUUGGAUACGAAUUGUACCGGCAGCUGUCCCUCAAGAAGCCUAACAAAGCCAAGCGAAAACGCGGACAGGCAUUCAAGGACAUGGUGGAUGUUGAGGAAGAUGACAAGAACAAAGGACUUCUUGACGAUAUGCACUCAGCUUUAGUCAGUCCUGGGCCCGAUCUCGUCAUAUGCGACGAGGGCCACCGUAUAAAAAAUUCUCACGCCAGUAUCAGCCUUGCUCUAAAGCAGAUGCGAACCAAACGUAGGAUCGUGCUCACCGGGUAUCCCUUGCAAAAUAAUUUACUUGAGUAUUGGUGUAUGGUGGAUUUUGUAAGACCAAACUACCUUGGCACAAAAAGUGAGUUCUGCAAUAUGUUUGAGCGUCCUAUCCAGAAUGGCCAAUGCAUUGAUUCUACCCCACAAGAUAUACGGCUUAUGCGUUAUAGGGCACAUGUCUUACAUGCUUUAUUGGAGGGAUUUGUCCAGCGUAGAUCUCACUCAGUGUUGCAGAUAUCACUCCCGCGAAAGGAAGAAUACAUCCUUCUUGUUAGAAUGACACCCCACCAGCGAAAGCUUUACGAUACCUUUAUGACACAAGUUGUGAAGACGAGAGCAGUUCCCAAUCCCCUCAAGGCGUUUGCUGUGUGCUGUAAAAUAUGGAAUCACCCUGACGUGUUGUACCACUUUCUUAAGAAACGUCAGGCCAAUGAAGAAGAUGAUUUGGACCUCGAAGAAACCAUGGGGGAGAAGCCUGCUCCAGGUACCAAACGCACUAAGGCACGCCAGGCUAAAGGAGAAUCUAAAAAGGGUAAAAAAGCGAACGCAACUAUUAAAAACAAACCUGCUGCAAGUGUCCAGCCAAACUCUUCAUCUUCAUCCAGUAAUGACAUAGCAGAGGGUGAAAAUCGACACCAAAAUCCGAAUCAGACAGGGAAUUAUCAGAACUACCCGAUGCAGCAGCCGCAAAACACAGCUUACUCCAACCCUGCUGUUCCUAAUACAUACCCUCAGGGAUACGCUAGGAAUUCAGAUUAUGAUUGCCGACAGGGACAAAACUAUCGACAACAGAAUGAUCAGAGCAAUUAUUGUCGGGGUACAAAUAAUGCACAGCAAGGAGAAUAUGGAGAAUUUUAUUCAAAUCAGGGACAACAACGUUACACCAACCCGUCUUUUCAGACCUUUCCUCAAGGCUCUGGAUAUAAUAAUCCUCAGGGGUACCAAAACCAGGCCCAAAACUAUCUUUCUGGGAAUGAUCAACUUGCUGGAAGUCAAACGCAAAACUACAACCCACCAAGCUCUCACAAUAUCGAGUAUCGCACAGAUGCCACUUCAGGGAACACUUAUAAUGCAUCAUCUCUUUACCCGACACAGUGUUACCCGUACCAGGAUCAGACUCGAAAUUACACGGCCACUCCUAACUUGGGAUCAAAUUAUCCACAAAGCUAUCAGACCCAGUCGUCUAAUCAGUCUUCUGGUUUGUCAAAUAUGUCCGAGUACCCGACAUACCCAACGACGAAUCCUGUUCAGGGCUACACCCCUUCAUCAAAUCAAGUCAACCAACAAAUUUAUCCACGAAGUGACACCUCGGGAAAUCAAAAUUUUCCAACGCCGACGCAAAGCCAAGGACAAAACUAUACAGCCAACCAACAGAGCCAAAAUGCGUCAAAUCAGACGGGCCAGAUAUUUUCACGAACAGAUAAUCAGUCUCAAAAUUUCGUACGUCCACAGAAUCAGACUCAAUCGCAUGAUUAUAAUGCUGACCAGCAAAACAGGAAUUCUGCUGGGAAUCAGACCACAGCUUAUCCACCCAAUCAUGAAACUGCGCAGACACAGAACGUGCCCAACUAUUCUUCAGCGACUGGAACCCAUGCUAAUCAAAUUAGCCAAUUCAAGUCUGAGGAUCCUUACUGGCAGCAGAAUAAUUACACUCAAAAUUUUAGGCAAGAUGCUAGCGGAGACCCUUACUAUACUGGGACUGUAACAAAUAGAUACCAGAACAAUUAUUAUCCAUCGCAAGGCUUUCAGGGCCAAAGAUAUGAAUAUAACCAAACCCCAGGGAUGGAGGGAGUCGGGAAUAAUGAUGGAAAAAUGGCAAGUCGUGGGCCGAUUAGAAACUCUGGUCCAGUGCAAACUAAGGGCAAUUUUGAAGAAGGGAACAAAGAUGGAAACAACAUUACUGCCCAGAGUCAGAACUCAGCACGAAAUGUUCCCCCUGCUUCUCAAGGCUACCCUGCUAGUACAGAUCCAAAUCGAGUCGAUCCCAUUACUCCAUCUCCUCAGCCACAAAACAACGAUCGUAAUAUUGUUCAUGGGCUUGUGACACCGAACACAAACAGUAUAAGGCAGAUCGACUCGAAUAAGGAUGAAGAACGCGAGCGGGAUGAUUUGUUGGACAAGGAAAGGGAGGAAAAAUCCGAUGACGAAAUCCUAAACAAGGAUGAGGACAAAGACCCAAAGAGUUCACCCAUGGCAAAAGAAGAUCCUGGUAUUCCAUACGAUUGGGCGACAGAUCUCAUGAAAGGUUACGUCCCAGGGCUCAUUGACGCAUCUGCAAAGAUGUCCAUCUUUUUUUGCAUCCUAGAAGAGGCAGUGCGUCUUGGGGAUAGAAUUUUGGCAUUCUCUCAGUCACUUUUCACUUUGAAUUUAGUAGAAGACUUUUUGGCACGGAACAGCUUGAAGCAUCCAGAUGGGAGAACGGAAGACUGGAUGAAGAAUGUCAACUAUUACCGCUUGGAUGGAAGCACCAGUGCACUGGAAAGAGAAAAGCUUAUCAACGAGUUCAAUGCCAAUCCAAAGAUACACUUGUUUUUGGUUUCGACACGGGCCGGUUCCCUUGGGAUAAACUUGGUUGGAGCGAAUCGAGCGAUCGUCUUUGAUGCCUCGUGGAACCCUUGCCAUGAUACGCAGGCCGUGUGCCGGGUUUAUAGAUAUGGUCAACAGAAACCCUGUUUUGUAUACAGAUUAGUCACUGACAAUUGUCUCGAGCGAAAAAUUUAUGACAGGCAAAUCAGCAAACAAGGAAUGGCAGACCGCGUCGUCGAUCAGUGUAAUCCCGACGCCCAUCUGUCUCUCAAGGAGGCAGCAACAUUGUCGUGGGACUGGGAGGAGGACAGUCAAGUACAGGACUUUUCUCAGGCUAAGGAUGGAUAUGCCGAUCCCGUUAUGCAUAGUCUUCUAGAAAAGCACUCAUCCCUGCUCACCAAGCAGCCAUUCAGACACGAGAGUCUCCUUGUCGAUCGAAAGGACAAGAAGUUGAGCCAGGCCGAAAAACGGCUAGCGCGACGCGGCUACGAGCUUGAAAAGAUGGCCGCAAAUUGUUCCAGGCCAAGCUACAACUACAUUCCAGGAAAUACGGCGAGUAGAGCGGGAGGGCUUCAGAUCCGUGCCAUACGAGGAGGAGAUGCAGGCGGAACUCCAAAACCUGUGGCCUCUGUGAGGCCGAUGCAACAACGCGGUACUGAGGGACUUGGAGGGACCCGAACUGUCGGUGGAAGUAGAUGGAUUCCAGCGGAGGUUUGGCAGAGACAGGGAAUGAGCGCACAGGAAAUGACUUUACCUUUGGAUGUUGUUAUUCCGACAAAUUCACCCGACAAAGGUAGCAUUGUGCUGAAGGCUGGCCAGCGAGUUAUGGUCCUCAAAAGUCCCAAAGGCAUUUACAUGCAGCUAGAGUCGGGAAAAAUCAUUGCCAUUAGGACAGCGCUGAAACUAAAUCAGCAAAAACGGGAGGAAGAACCCAAAAAAGGUGUUUCCUCGUUGUCGCAAAGGAAGCAUAAUGCAGAGGUUGGGUUUCCAUUGAGAAACAAUUCCGCAAUAUCGAUCAUUCCAAAGUCAUCGACAUCACCUGGUCGACCACCGCUUGGAAAAUCGCCAAGCGGUACAGGCUUUAAGCCAUUCGCCGAUAAAGAGAUGGCUAGAAGGCCAAGGCCCAUUGCAACAGCAACAGCCAAGCCAUAUUCGAGUCAAGUAAGCCUCACGAACCAGGUCUCUCUCUCGCGGCUUCCUAGAGUCAAGCAAGAACCGAUAGACUCCUCGUCUCUCGGUGAUAAUUCCAACUCCUCCGACAGUCAGAUGAGAACAGAGCAAAGGGUGGAAGAAGUGAGACUGGAGGAUGUUGUCGCAGAGGCCGGUUCAAACUCAGAAUAUACUCGAACUGACUCGAAUCGCUCCUCGAACACCGAUUCCGAACCGACACCCCAGAAACCGUCCGAAGAAAAGGAGAGCAGAAACGAGUCCUUCUCCACGGAUAUUAACAACAAAGACACGCGCGUCAGUAAUGAGGUUCAAGAAGAAUGUUCCCCAUCUGGCGAACAACUCUGUCGAGCGACCGCACCCGUGACGGAGCCGCAAAAACCAUCGUUGAAAAAUUAUAGACACAACUUCCCGAGUCAUAAGGCGCCGCUGGAUGACGCGAAUACGGACGAAAUUAUACUAGAAGAACCUGAGCCCGUUCAGCCGGUUUUAGACAGACCACACAAUACUGCUGAUUCUAUUACGUCGGCACCAACGACGCCCAGACCCGAUCCGACCCCGCCAAAAGUACCGGAAGCAACGCCCCAAGUUUAUCCUUACUCCCAGUACUCCGGAUACUACGAUUAUUCCGAUCCGCGAUCACGCUCGCUGGCGUCACCGUACAGAGCAUAUCUUCCGAGCGUAUCGCCGCAGACCGGAAAUCUCCGACCGCCACCUGAACCGGCGAAAGAGACACGAAUCGAACCCGAGAAGCCCAAAGAAACUGCGAGUAUUUCUGCACCUGCGUUAACUCCCUACCAACAGCCGCCAGUCAGUACAAAUCCCAGAUCAGUGGACGAUGCUAAUAAAAUAAAUAGCAAGGUCAAGUCGCAUGUUCCCGAGGCGAAAACCAGAGAAGAGACCCACGCACCGACCGCAUUCAGUCAUCCGACAAAUGCCAGGUAUCCAGCACCGUACCCGCCAGGACCUUACGAUGCUUACUCGCAGCAUUAUCCAGCCGCCCCUGGAUCGUCCUCAGCGUACACAGCUGGUGCUCCUGGAUAUCCUCCAGCGUUUGCUGGGCCGACGUACGAUGCUGAAUACGCCCGAGUCUACUCAGCUUUCCACGGUCCACCGUCAGCAGCCGAUCCGUAUAUGCAUAGGGCCUAUCCACCUCCUCCUACGCACCCAACGAACUAUUAUCCUCCGUUUCCACAUCCACCGCCACCACCAUAUCCAAAUUAUUCAUUUUUGCCACCUUAUCCGAAUCCAAAUCUACCCAGCGAACCUCAGCCCCCUGCGCAAUAGGAUUAAUUGAUUAGUGUUUAAGUCGAAGAAAGAGAAACUGUAUGAAUACAUUUAUAGAUUGCGAAUGCCAAUGAAUAUAUCUGAAGAAAACCUU
Messenger RNA from Neodiprion fabricii, 8837 nucleotides. RefSeq lists its product as uncharacterized. The transcript is spliced from 7 exons. Gene Ontology annotation, cellular component: nucleus. Gene Ontology annotation, molecular function: ATP binding; ATP hydrolysis activity; ATP-dependent chromatin remodeler activity. The record is from RefSeq and is a predicted model, not a curated record. Bases 869 to 8743 code for a protein of 2624 amino acids. NCBI's taxonomy places the organism in Eukaryota, Metazoa, Arthropoda, Insecta, Hymenoptera, Diprionidae.